CCCUCUUUCUCUCUCUGUCUCUCGGUGAUCUUUUUUUCUGCUCCCACAGACGGAAAAACAUGACAUCUUACACGGACAAAGGAGAGAAGCCGGCGAAGGGCCGCUUCCUCCACUUCCAUUCGCUGACCUUCUGGGUGGGAAACGCCAAGCAGGCGGCCUCGUUUUAUUGUGACAAAAUGGGCUUUGAAGAAAUGGCCUACAGAGGGCUGGAAACCGGAAGCCGGGAAGUGGCCUCCCACGCCAUCAAGCAGGACAAGAUUAUCUUUGUCUUCUCCUCGGCUCUCAACCCAGGAAAUGAAGAAAUGGGUGCCCACUUAGUGAAGCACGGAGACGGCGUUCGAGACGUUGCUUUUGAGGUGCAGGAUUGUGAUUUCAUUGUGCAGAAAGCAAGAGAACGGGGAGCCAAAGUACUAAAAGAGCCUUGGAUAGAGGAAGACAAGUUUGGGAAGGUGAAAUUUGCAGUCGUUCAGACGUAUGGAGACACCACCCACACCCUGAUUGAGAAGAUAGACUACAAAGGCCUUUUCCUACCUGGUUUUGAACAACCUCUCUUCAAGGACCCGCUGCUGAAAAGUCUGCCUCCGGGAGGGCUGAACUUCAUUGACCACGUCGUGGGGAACCAACCCGAUGAUGAGAUGGUCUCAGUGGCAGAAUGGUACCAAAAGAACCUCCUGUUUCACCGCUUCUGGUCUGUGGACGAUAAACAGUUGCACACGGCGUUCAGCGCUCUGAGGUCGAUUGUAGUGGCCAAUUACGAAGAAACCAUUAAAAUGCCCAUUAAUGAGCCUGCUGUGGGGAAGAAGAAGUCUCAGAUCCAGGAAUAUGUUGACUAUUAUGGAGGGGCUGGAGUCCAGCACAUUGCUCUGAACACCUCAGACAUUAUUUCUUCGAUUAUAAACCUGAAGAAACGGGGCAUGGAGUUUAUGUCCGUCCCCUCUUCCUACUACAAGCAACUGCGGCAGAGGCUGCAAUCAGCCAAGAUUAAGGUGAAAGAGAGCAUUGAUAAACUGGAGGAACUCAAAAUCCUCGUGGACUUUGACGAGAAAGGAUAUCUGCUCCAGAUUUUUACUAAGCCUGUUCAGGACAGACCAACUGUCUUUCUUGAAGUCAUACAGCGUCACAACACCAGGUCUGGAUUUGGUGCUGGGAACUUCAAGUCUUUGUUUGAAGCUAUUGAAGCAGACCAAGAUGCUCGAGGAAACCUCACUGUCUUGACACCCAACGGAGAAUCAGAGUUCAUGUAACACUCAGCAGUGAAGGGCUAAUGAGUAAAGCCACCCUGAGCCACCUUGGUGGGAAGGGCGGGAUAUAAAUCGUAAAUAAACUAAAACUAAACUAAAUUAACAUUUUUAAAAUGUUGUAGGAAAGGGGGUAGGAGAAUUUAUCCCAACAGCACUUAAGAGCCUUCAGAAGAGAUUCCUCCCUCUGCGCCAUUUUCCAAAAUAAAUAAAUAAUAAUAAUCAGUACAGAGUUAGUUUGUGGCAUGUAUAGUUAGCUCUGGACCCAAAUCACCCCCCUUCUCCCUCUUCCCAGGACUGCAGAAACAUGGAUAGAGGAAGAGGAACUUUGCCUCCCAAAUUGCUUGAAUUUUAUUACGCUCUGGUUAUUUUUAAAAAUAGCUGGGGGGGAAAGCAUACCUCCCCUCCUCCUUCCCACUCAUCUGGAAGCAAACCUGUAUGAGAGCCAGGAGCUGACAACCUGUAGCGGGCACUUACCUACAAUGCGUCCGGAAGAUCAGGAGCCCUGCAGGUCCUCACCCGGAGAGACUGGCCCUGUCCUCAGACUGGUGAUCGCUAUGCAGUCCAUAAAGGGAAGCGAUUGAGAGUAAACAUGACUGUCUUACAGAGUUAUGGAGCUCAGAAUGAUUUCUUCCUUUCUUUGUUUAAAUAACAAGGAUUCAAAGCACAGACGCUGCAGCUUGUUGCAUGUGUUGAUUUGUCAGGGGGCUGAAAACAAUAAACUUAUCAGUUCCCUUCCUGAGGGUUCUGGAAGCUACAAGAGAA
This is a messenger RNA of Heteronotia binoei (common prickly gecko), 2003 nucleotides long. RefSeq names its product 4-hydroxyphenylpyruvate dioxygenase (gene HPD). The record is from RefSeq and is a predicted model, not a curated record. Gene Ontology annotation, molecular function: 4-hydroxyphenylpyruvate dioxygenase activity. Gene Ontology annotation, biological process: L-tyrosine catabolic process. Lineage: Eukaryota; Metazoa; Chordata; Lepidosauria; Squamata; Gekkonidae. Gene Ontology annotation, cellular component: Golgi membrane; endoplasmic reticulum membrane.